CUAGCGACUCGCUGUCCUAUUUGACGUGCGGCGCGGCGAGGAGUCCACUAAAGUAGCCUCUGCACUCAGCUGGCUGCUAGCAUCAGGACCCGGACAUGGACCUGUACACCGCAGCGGUACUCCUCGCAGCGCUCGUCUGCGCCGGCGGCACGGAGACGGGAGGCUACACCAAAACCGAGGGGGCGUGGCUAAUCUCUUUGAACAAGCGCCAGUACACCGUCAACGGCGUGGACGAGUGCGCCGCCAAGUGCGAUACUGAAAAUAGCUUCACCUGCAGGUCUUUCAUGUACGUGGAGAAGGAUCAAGAAUGUUGGACGGCAGGAGCAAACUCCAAAAUCGAAUCGGUUCUUCGAAGAGCCAGCGCAGCUUUAUAUGAAAAAGGAGAUUACCUCCUGGAGUGCGUGAAGGGGAUCGGGCAGGACUACAGAGGGACCAAGGCCAUGACAAAGUCAGGAAAGGAGUGCCAGCGCUGGGCAGCUAAAUUCCCUCACAAGCCCAACUUCACGCCAGAGAGCCACCCGCGGGCCGACCUGGAGUCCAAUUUCUGCAGAAACCCAGACGGAGACAGCGGGGGUCCCUGGUGUUACACCACCCAGCCCAACACCCGCUGGGAGCACUGCGGCGUUCCCAGCUGCACAGAGGAGUGCAUUUACUGCAGCGGCGAGGACUACCGGGGGAAGGUCGCCACCACCGAGAGCGGCUACACCUGCCAACGCUGGGACUCGCAGAAACCUCACAACCACGGCUACAGCCCCAGCGCGCUUCCGGAGAAGUACCUGGAGGAGAACUACUGCAGGAACCCAGACGGAGACCCUCGGCCGUGGUGCUUCACGACCAACCCCGCCAAGCGAUGGGAGAUCUGCUCCAUCCCCCGCUGCGCGUCAGAACCUCCCACCGUCGUCCCGGAGAUGACCUGCGCCACGGGCGAGGGCAGCAACUACCGAGGCACCAUCGCCGUCACCGAAUCCGGAAAAACGUGCCAGAGCUGGUCAUCUCAGACGCCGCACAAACACAACCGCACGCCCGACAACUACCCCUGCAGGGGUCUCGAUGCCAACUACUGCCGUAACCCGGACAGCGAGAGAAAGCCAUGGUGUUACACCACCGACUCCGAAGUCCGCUGGGAGUACUGCAGCGUGCCCACAUGUGGGGACGGACCCGGACCAGAUGAGCCGGUCAUUCCUCCAGAGGACGACGACUGCUACGUGGACAACGGUUCAAGUUACCGCGGCGUGACGUCAGAGACCGUCACUGGGAAGAAGUGUCAGGCCUGGAGCUCCAUGAGUCCACACAGCCACGCCAAGACUCCGGACAAGUUCCCCACAGCCGACCUCCAGAGGAAUCUGUGCAGGAACCCUGACGGAGACCGAUCUCCCUGGUGCUACACCACCAACCCCCUGGUCCGCUGGGAGUACUGCAAGAUCGAGAAAUGCUCCAGUAAACCCCAAGAAGACGCCCCCACACCCGAACCCAGCACACCCGAGAAACCCAGCACCCAGUUUCCAACCCAGAGAGACUGCAAGGUCGGGAACGGAACGUCUUACAGAGGUCCCACUUCCAUCACCAUCGUGGGCGUCACGUGCCAGGCUUGGGGUGCUCAGACCCCCCACCAACACAACAAAUUCACCCCCGAAACACACCCCGACAAGGGCCUCGAUGGCAACAGCUGCAGGAACCCGGAUAACGAUGCGAACGGACCGUGGUGCUACACGACGGACAGAAACACGAGAUGGGACUUUUGCCAGAUCCCAGACUGCGCGAGCCUGUCCUGCGGGACACCCGUGGUCAAACCCAAGCGCUGUUUCGGUCGCAUCGUGGGAGGCUGCAUAGCCAAACCUUACUCCUGGCCCUGGCAGGUCAGCCUGCGUACCAAUACAGGAAUCCACUUCUGUGGGGGGACUCUGAUCAACGCCCAGUGGGUGGUGACGGCGACACACUGCCUGGAGCGGUCCAAGCGGCCUGCCGCCUACAAGGUUCUCCUGGGUGUGCACACGGAGAGAGCUCAGGAGGCGUCCAAGCAGGAGAGGGGCUUGGAGAAACUGGUGCUGGAACCCAGCGGGGCCGACAUAGCGCUGCUCAAGCUGGACAGGCCGGCGGUCAUCAACGACAAAGUCCUGCCAGCUUGUCUCCCGGAUAAGGAUUACAUCGUUCCCAGUGGGGCCGAGUGCUACGUCACUGGAUGGGGCAAGACCCAAGGGACGGGAGGGGACGGCAUCCUCAAGGAGACGGGCUUCCCAGUCAUCGAGAACAAGGUCUGCAAUCGUCCGUCGUACCUUAACGGCAGAGUGAAAGACCACGAGAUGUGCGCGGGAAACAUCGCCGGAGGCACCGACAGUUGCCAGGGUGACAGCGGUGGCCCCCUGGUGUGUAAAUCCAACAACAAGUUCAUCCUGCAGGGCGUCACGUCGUGGGGUUUGGGCUGCGCCAACCCCAUGAAGCCCGGCGUCUACGCUCGCGUGUCCAAGUUUAUUGAUUGGAUCCAGCAAACCAUCAGAGACAAUUAAAGUUCAAAGAGAAAAGUUAAGCGCUGAUGUUGAAGGAGGAGCGUUGUUAUUGGACGGCCUGGUCUUCAAUCAUGCGCAUGUCCACGGGCCAAUGGGAAGUCAUCUUUAUUGGCCAAUCAUCAAGAAUACAACUUAGUCAUUUGUCUCGUCUAAGAUGCUUUGUUUGGAGCUCAUGAAGGUGAAUAAAUACUUGAGCGGAGGAGGAGGAGUUCAGACACUU
Messenger RNA from Doryrhamphus excisus (bluestripe pipefish), 2724 nucleotides. RefSeq names its product plasminogen (gene plg). Gene Ontology annotation, biological process: proteolysis. NCBI's taxonomy places the organism in Eukaryota, Metazoa, Chordata, Actinopteri, Syngnathiformes, Syngnathidae. Gene Ontology annotation, molecular function: serine-type endopeptidase activity; signaling receptor binding. The record is from RefSeq and is a predicted model, not a curated record.